ACGAAAGGAAGAGAGUCAUUCGUGCGUGCUUCACGGAGCAACUAACUUGCUCCUUACGAGAAGUGCGCGGACUCCUGACGUUUCGUGUUGGAUCACAACAGUGAACAUUCACCGUCGAGUUCUUUUCCUCUUUCUUCCUCUCAUCUGCCUGUCUGUUUAGCUCUCUCUCUCUCUCUUUCUCUCUCUCUCUCUCUCUCUCUCUCUCCCUCUCUCUCUCUUUCUCUCUUUUUCGCGUGUCUACUUAACUCGGUAAGAAAUAAAGAAAAAAAGAUAAAACAAAAAAGGAAGAAAAAGAUAUCUCGGACGUUCGGGAAUCGUGUGAUGAUGUAUCGAUGUGUCCGCUAUCGAAUGGAAAUGAUGUCAACGUGAGUAAACGAGAGAGACUAUAACGUAUCAUUACUUAUGAUCGAGUCGAAGGAUGGAGUCUACCUGAGUAAGCUUCGAUCGUCCGUGACCUUGGACCACAAUCCUUAUUCUACGAAAUCAAAAGAAGGAAGGACAAGAUAACUACAGCAUUAUUCUGACGAAAUUCCUAACAAAUCCUAACCGCCCUAUCCUCUUCUUCCUCCCCUUUCCUUCCUUCCUUCCUUCUUUCCUUCCUUCCUUCCUUUCUUUCUUCCUUACUACAUUUCUUUUCCUUCUGCUCUACUAAUAGAAAAAAGGAACGAAAAGAAAAGAAAAAAACUCAAUAGGAUAAAAUGGCUAAAUACACAGUCAAAGAAGAGUACGAUCUCGAAAGUUACAAAGAAGUCAGGCUGACCGGUUUCAACAACAACGAUCCUGAUCUAAGUAAUAACCUUGAAACUAGACUGGCCAUCGUCCAUCUUCCUAGCAAAGACGAUAAAGAGAGCAAGGAUGACGGAAACCAUAACAAUAAUUUUCUACUAUCGUCGAUGAGGAAUUGGCUUUGUCGGAGAAUAAAAAGGACGUGUAGAAAAAAGUUGCUUUACAAAAGAAUACCUAUCCUAGCAUGGUUACCAAAAUAUCGUAAGGAAUAUAUAGCAAGUGAUUUGGUAGCAGGAGUCACUGUUGGUUUAACAGUCAUACCACAAGCCAUAGCUUAUGCCAAUGUCGCUGGUCUACCUCUGCAAUAUGGUCUCUAUUCAUCCUUCAUGGCAUGCUUCGUAUAUACUAUCUUAGGCUCCUGCAAGGAUGUUCCUGUAGGACCAACAGCAAUAGCUGCAAUCCUAACAAGAGAAACCCUUCAAAAAGCUCACUUAGGACCUGACUUUAGCGUUUUAUUGACCUUCAUCUCCGGCUGUAUAUCCUUGUUAAUGGGCAUAUUGCAAUUAGGUUUCUUGCUCGAUUUUAUUUCGGGACCAGUUUCGGUUGGUUUCACUUCAGCCGCAGCGAUCAUCAUCGCUACCAGUCAAAUGAAAGAUAUUUUAGGGAUCAAUAUAUCUGGUGGAAAAUUCUUAGAAGUCUGGCAAAUGAUUUUUGAAAAGAUCGGUGAUACCAGGCCAUGGGACGCUACGUUAGGAAUUGUGUGCAUAAUUGUUUUGUUACUUCUCAGGAAAGCCAAAGAUCUGCCGAUAAUGACACGGAAUGUUAAGAUGCCAACGAAAAUUCAAUUGACGUUAAGAAAAUUGAUUUGGUUGAUCUCAACUGCCAGAAACAUCUUGAUCGUUGUCGUUUGUGCUGUCAUGUGUUGGCUAUUGGAACUUUAUCUUGGUUCAUCACCAGUCAUGUUAACAGGAGAAGUAAAGGCAGGUCUACCGAAUUUCCAUUUGCCAUCUUUCGAAUCGAGUGUUGGUAAUCAAACCUAUCACUUCAGUGACAUGGUCAGCGAAUUAGGUUCCGGAUGUCUAGUCGUACCUUUGCUGAGUCUUCUGGAAACUAUUUCCAUCGCCAAAGUAUUCAACGAUGGUAAUCCUAUAGACGCUACUCAAGAAAUGUUAGCAUUAGGUGUAUGCAACGUGAUUUCCUCUUUCGUAUCAUCAAUGCCAGUCAGUGGUGGACUCAGUCGAGGUGCUGUUAAUCAUUCCUCUGGUGUCAAGACUACUUUAGGUGGAAUAUAUACGGGUCUUCUUGUCUUAAUAUCAUUACUAUUCCUUACUCCAUAUCUUCAAUAUAUUCCUAAGGCAGCACUUGCGGCAGUUAUUAUAGCAGCUGUAGUCUUUAUGGUUGAAUUCCACGUUAUCAAGCCAAUGUGGAGAACUAAAAAGAUCGAUCUGGUACCUGCGAUUGUAACAUUUUUAUGCUGUCUUUUCGUGAGAUUAGAAUUAGGUAUAGUGAUCGGCAUCGGCGUUAAUCUUCUAUUUUUGCUUUAUGCAUCGGCCAGGCCAUCUUUGCGAGUCCAAAAAGCUACAAGUAUAAGCGGCUGUGAAUAUCUUGUCAUAACUCCAGAUAGAAGUCUUGUCUUUCCAAGCGUUGAAUAUGUUCGAGCUGUAAUUAGUAAACAGGGAUCAAAACAGGGUGUUACUGUACCUGUUGUUAUUGAUUCUACUCACAUACAAGCUGUCGAUUUUACUGCAGCUAAGGGUGUAAAGAAUUUGAUAGAAGAUUUCUCAAAACGUGGUCAGCCUUUAAUCUUUCAUAAUUUAAAGCCUAGCAUUGUUGAAAUUUUCAGAGGAGUAAAACCAUCGAGUUUGAAGUGUAGCUCCAGCGAACUCGAAUUAAACGACUGCCUUAAAGAAUAUUCAAAUAUUUCGACGACAACUAUAAGCAGGUAUUGAAUAUAUUUUAAUAUUUUUGAUGAUUCAUAAAUAAGCAGAUCGCCCUAUUCUCCGCUCUUGGCAAGUAACAGUAUUAUGUCAGCACUUUAGAAUUAAAAUGCCAACUGCGUCGGAUGUAUAAGCAUACAGGGAUUUUAUAAAUGAAAUACUACAACCUGAUUUAUAUUCCAUACUGUUGCUUACGCAUAAAAAAAAUAAUCCGCCGAAGAUAUUAUAUAUUUAAUAAUAUUCUUUUUUUUUUCGUUAUAUAAUUUUUAGUUACGAUUGUUCAAUGAUCAUGUAUAAAAGGUUCGAUAAACAUUACUCUGGUAUAACAGUAUUGUAUUGUUUAAUGAAUUAGUUGAUAUACUAAUUAAUAAUUAAUGAAUCUUUUUAGUAAAA
This is a messenger RNA of Vespa mandarinia (Asian giant hornet), 3056 nucleotides long. RefSeq names its product sodium-independent sulfate anion transporter. Lineage: Eukaryota; Metazoa; Arthropoda; Insecta; Hymenoptera; Vespidae. Gene Ontology annotation, cellular component: membrane. The record is from RefSeq and is a predicted model, not a curated record. Gene Ontology annotation, biological process: transmembrane transport.